Colletotrichum aenigma is the source of this 1677-nucleotide messenger RNA. RefSeq lists its product as uncharacterized. The coding region runs from base 1 to 1677 and encodes 558 amino acids. NCBI's taxonomy places the organism in Eukaryota, Fungi, Ascomycota, Sordariomycetes, Glomerellales, Glomerellaceae. The transcript is spliced from 2 exons. The record is from RefSeq and is a predicted model, not a curated record.
AUGGACCCAUUAUCAGCAUUGAGUCUAGCUGUCAAUGUCUUGUCGGCCGUUGACAUCUCGAAGUCUUUCCUUGAGACUCUGGGGCAAGUCAAGGAAGCGGGCUCGUCGGCCGCCACACGGGACAUUGUCAGCAUCAGCCGCAGCCUUCAAGCAUCGAACGCGAAGAUCGCAUCUCAAUCGUGGGCUGGAAACGACGAUGAGGCUUUCAAAAACCUUGUGGAGGAGUGCCAGAAGCUUUCAAAGGAGUUGGUGCGUCUCGCAGAGGAACUUUCGAUCAGGAGUUUGAGUAAGCUCGUGGCGAAGCUCAAAGUCGCAGCUCUUACGGUGUGGAGCCAUAGUAGGAUCGAAGAGAAAAAGGCGAGGCUGGAGACGAUUCGCGGACAGAUUCUGUUCGAUAUGGUAGUUCCUAUGGCCAGAAAGGUCCACGAGAUCCCCGACGUGACAGCGAUUGAUACACAGACCCAGUUCCUCCUCAAUGAGAUCAAGGCAGGUCAGGACGCAAAUAGCGCUAUGGAAAGGCGUCUACGUAUCUUUCACGAAGAGUAUGCUGCCGUCCAAGAUGAGCGACACACUGAGCUUGUCUCUCUUCUUCGUGAUAUGCCUGAUGUGAGACCGCAACCUCCCCCAACGGCAGAAGGAGACGGAAAUCUGAAGUCUAAGGGAUUGGUUUUGGAUAGUUUGCUCGACUCUCUCUAUUUCUCCCAAGAAAGCGACCGAUUCCAUAACAUCAACCCGGCUCACAAAGGCACCUUCGAAUGGAUUUACAGGAAGCCGCCCACAGGAGCAAACAAAGCGACAUGGACAAACUUCCGGAAGUGGAUGCAACACGGUGCCGGAAUAUACUGGAUUUCAGGAAAGGCUGGGUCGGGUAAAUCGACGCUCAUGAAGUUGUUGCGUACUGAUGCGAGAACUCGCAGCUCUCUACGUGACUGGUGCGCCAGUGGCCGUCUUUUGGUAUUGUCAUUCUACUUCUGGAAUCCAGGGACGCCAUUGCAAAAUUCGCUAGAAGGCUUGCUCAGAUCUGUUAUUUUUCAAGCUCUUGAGGAAUGCCCCGAGCUUGCCGAGAAGAUAUUUGACGCCGGCUUACUGCGACGCAUUGACAAGCACCAUUCCCCAACCAUACCAGAAGUUAAACAGGCGUUCUCUUGCUUGACGGCGCCAGGGCUCACGGACUCUUCCGGGGCUCCUAUAAGAAUUGUUCUCCUCAUCGAUGGACUCGAUGAGUUUGACGCUGGUACAAGUUUCACGGAGCUCGCGGCGUUGUUCACAGCCGCUGCUCAAUCACCCUCUUUCAAAGCUGUUCUGCCCAGCCGACCCGAAAACGCAUUCGAGGAUGCUUUCAUCAACUGCUCAAAAUUGAGGCUUCACUAUUUAACUCAUAGUGAUGUUGUCAAGUAUGUGAACGAAAACCUUACGAAUCAUCCUAGGAUGUUUCAACUUAUAUCACGGGCCCCGGAAGAGUCAGCCAAUCUUGUUGAAGAGAUCGUGGAAGCCGCUCAAGGGGUCUUUCUCUGGGUCAAAGUGGUCGUUAGAUCUCUCCUCGAAGGUUUCCAAAAUCAUGACGAGAUAGGUGCGUUGACCGAAAGGCUGCGCGAGCUACCAACCGACCUCGAGGAUCUAUUCCGCGUCAUGCUCGAGCGAGUUCCCCAUAGAUACAAAUCGACAAUGUCGAAAUAA